GUGUCCAUUCUGUGACGUUGUAACAGGAUGUUGACUGAGAUUAUACUGGGUGCAGCCGUUGUGCUGUUUAUCGACAACAUUUAUCAGUGGAAACGGAAGUAUAGCAAGAUGCCUCCAGGUCCAAAACCACUACCAAUACUGGGCAAUUUCUUAGACAUAAAGGAAGCUACACUGAUCAACGAUCUAACGCGAUUGGGUUCGACAUACGACGGCAUAUUCACGAUCCAUUUCCUAAUGACGCCAGCACUCAUUCUGGACCAGUUCCACACCAUCAGAGAUCUCCUUUUAUCUCCUGCAUAUGCUGACAUCUUCAGUGGACGGGUUAAUUCAUGCUUUAGCGAGUAUUUGCUUCCGGAUGAUUUGAUGUUCCAGACGGCUAGUGACAAACAGCAAUACCUGAGAAAACUUACCUUUCGAGGAAUAAAACAAUAUGGAACUGCACUGAAAAACGUUGAGCAUCUUGCCCAAACUGAAAUACAAGAAAUGAUCAACAGGUGCAGAGAACGAAAUGGAGUCUCUUUUGACCCGUGGGAUGACCUGAAUCAAUAUGUCUGCAACGUGAUCUUGGUUUUGGUUUGUGGGCAAAGAUUUCAACCUGGCCAUAAGACACUGGAGAUUUGUGCCAGAAAAACCCAGAUGCCUUUGAUGUCCUUUUACUCCACAAGAACCAGUUUCUAA
This is a messenger RNA of Haliotis rubra (blacklip abalone), 678 nucleotides long. Its product is annotated as cytochrome P450 2A8-like. NCBI's taxonomy places the organism in Eukaryota, Metazoa, Mollusca, Gastropoda, Lepetellida, Haliotidae. Gene Ontology annotation, molecular function: monooxygenase activity; iron ion binding; heme binding. The coding region runs from base 28 to 678 and encodes 216 amino acids. The transcript has 2 exons. The record is from RefSeq and is a predicted model, not a curated record.